Molecule: messenger RNA, 13674 nt
Organism: Aureococcus anophagefferens
Lineage: Eukaryota; Pelagophyceae; Pelagomonadales; Pelagomonadaceae
Exons: 6
Coding region: 1-13674 (4557 amino acids)
Biological process (GO): microtubule-based movement
Cellular component (GO): dynein complex
Molecular function (GO): ATP hydrolysis activity; dynein intermediate chain binding; ATP binding
Source: RefSeq, a predicted model, not a curated record
AUGAGCGCCGACCGCGGAUUCACGGCGGAGACCCAGGCGACGUUCGGCAGCAGUGCCGGCCCCCCGACGUCGACGGGCAGCGCCAACGUGCUCGACGCGUCGCAGCUCCGGAGCCGGCUCUACUGCGGGCCCGGCUCGACGCGGGACCGCGGCGGCGGCCUCCAGCCCCUGGCCAUGUUCUCGGCGUCGGGCCGCCAGGCCGCGCGGCGCCUCGAGCCGAAGAUGCGCGCCCUCAAGGGCUCGAAGUCGACGCCGGGCCUCUUCGCGCGGUCCCUCGACGGGAGCGACGCGGCGUCGAGUGCGCUCGGCGCGGACCGCGCGGCGGCGACGAUGACGGGGCGCCACAUCCUGACGAAGCCCCACAAGAUGCGGGCGAAGCUCGCGGCGCCGCCCGAGGCCGUCGUCGCCUUCGCCGCGGCGGCGACGGCCGCGCCCGAGGCCGCGGCGAUCGCGCCGCCCCGCGCGGACGAGACGGCGCUGGUCGUCGCGGAGCCGAAGAAGCGGAGCUUUUUGGAAUCCUUAAACCUGACGCCCCAGCAGAUGGCGUCCUUCAUCGACGACGCGGGCAAUUUCCUCUACCUGACGCACUCGCGCGACACGCUCCACGCGGGGUCGGCCUACGAUCUGGUCGUCGUCGAGCACGCGCUCGUCGACAGCGGCGACUACUUCACGCUGUCCUGCAGCGGCAUGACCCACUUCACGGGCGUCAACUCGGACUUCACGCCGCUGCACCAGUGGGAGCGCGAGUACGGCCUCUUCCACGAGAUGCGGCGCAUCCCGUUCUUCGCGAAAUACCGCGCCUGGAAGACGUUCUCCGUGUGGAAGAAGAACGUGAAGCGGAACAAGGUGCGGGCGGCGAUCUUAGCAUUGAAGGGGUCGCUCUUCCUCUUCAUCCCGUCGCUCCGCGACGCGCUGCUCGAGAUCCAGGCGCUCUGCCAGGAGACGCUGGCGCUGUCGCUGCUCGAGGCGGAGCCGGGGAAGACGUACGAGCUCGACGAGUUCGCCGCGGCCCAGGCCCACCUCCAGGACCGGCGCGCCGAGGCGCUCGUGCGCUUCUCCGGCGACGUCCAGUCCCUCGCUAGGACGGCCUGCGACGAGGUCGUCGACAGCUUUUUAAGGGCCGCGAAGAUCGUCGCGGACCAUCGCAUGACGUUCAUGGAGCGCGCGUCCCUGCGGAGCGAGUGCCGCAAGCUCACGCGCUUUUUGCGGUUGGUGGACUUCCACGUCGUCAACGCGUUGCGGGAGCUGGCGCUGGAGAGCGCGCGGAACGCGCUCGCGCUCGCGGCGCCGGAAAUCGUGCCGACGCACGUCAUCCACCGCGACGAGCCGCCGGAGGCCAAGGGCGACGACGACGUCGGGCUCGGCGGCGGCGAGACCUACGGCGGCGACGGCGAGGAGGACGAGAGCGCCCACGCGCCGCUGCUGCGCGUCGAGGUGUCGUUCACCAAGGGGUCGCUCGUGCUGUCGCCGUCGAUGCGCGACGUGCAGAAGGCCUUCGCGGACAUGCUCCAGGCUUGUUUGAAGGUCGUGGGCAUCCCGGAUAGGAUAUUUGCGCACCCGGAUCUGGCGCUGUACAUCAUGUCGGACACGGACGACGCGCCGGGCGACGUCGCGCGCGAGGAGACGUCCGUCCAGGAUUUGGUCGCGUCCGAGGAGAAGUGGAAGCGGGCGUCGUCGGCCAUCGGCACGGCCCUGGAGGCGGCCUACGACGCCGCGACGGACUACGCGACGUGCGUCGAGCCCUACUGCGGCAAGGCGCAGGAGAACGGCGACUUUUUGGAGGUGCACAAGGACGCGCUCGGGAAGGACGUGAACCUGGAGAAGUACGCGCACGCGAUCACGGACUACCGGGCCCAGGCCGCGGACUUUGCGACGAUUCCCCGCUCCGCGGACGUGGGCAUCUUACGGGUCGACUCGCUCGCGCUGAAGCGGCUCCUCGUGCCGUCGCCGACGCGGUGCCUCGACGCGUUGCAGGCCUACCUGCCGGAGCUCAUGGACAUCGGGUUCAAGCAGCUCCUGGACCAGCUCGGCUCCAUCCUGCCCGUGGUCACGGGCGCGCCGGCGAACGUCGCGGUCUUCGUGACCAAGAAGCGCGUCGUCAAGGAGGCGCAGGAGAACUACGAGGGCUACAAGGAGGCGCAGCAGAAGCUCAUCGCCAUGGCCGAGCUCAUGGAGUCCGAGGACUGGCCCGUGCCCGAGGACCAGAAGGCGCAUCUGGUCAUGGCCGACGAGAACAUGACGACGCUGGACACGGGCGUGCAGAUCGCCGAGGGCCGCGAGGAGGAGGACACGAAGCGCUUCGCGACGGAGGUCGCCGAGGAGGUGCCGCGGCUCAAGAAGCGCAUCGCCGAGGUGCGCGAGCAGCUCGACCAGCGCAUCGUCGCGUCCCUCGACGAGCGGCCCGAGAACGUGCUCGCGUUCCUCGAGAUCCAGUCCGACGCGCUCGACGAGCUCAAGAGCCGGUCCGAGACGCUCUGCGACUACCAGGGCGAGCUCGGCCAGGACAUCGACGAGUACGACACGCUCGACGAGGUCGCCGCGGACCUCAACCUGAAGCUGCGGUUGUGGCGCGGCGUCAAGGAGUGGAGCGGCCUCACGGCCGAGUGGGUCGUCACGCCCCUGUCGGAGAUCGACGCCGUCGAGCUCGAGAAGCACGUCCAGGCCUACAACAAGACCGUCUUCCAGGCCUCGAAAGGCCUGCCGGGCAACCCCGUCGUGCCCAAGCUCAAGGCGUCCGUCGAGACGUUCACGCCGGUCCUACCCGUCGUCGUCAACUUGAGGAACGACGCGCUCCAGGAGCGCCACUGGGCCAUGAUCCACGACCUCGUGGGCUUCGAGAUCCAGGGCGACGCCGCCUUCACGCUCGGCGACAUCAUCAACAAGGGCGUCACGGCGCACCACGCGGAGAUCACGGCCAUCGCGACGAACGCGACGCAGGAGUCCGUGUUGGAGGAGAUGAUGGCGAAAGUCACGAAGCAGUGGGAGUCGACGGAAUUGAUCGUCAUGGACUACAAGGACGUGAAAGAUUUGUACAUCCUCGGCGACGUCUCGGAGAACAUCGCGGCGCUCGACGAGUCGCUCGUGACGGUGAACACGGUGCUCGGCAGCCGCUACGUCGGCGGCAUCCGCGCGUUCGUCGAGCGGUGGCGCCGGGACCUCAUUUUGUUCCAGGACACGCUCGACGAGUGGCUCGCCUGCCAGCGCGCCUGGAUGUACUUGGAGACCAUCUUCUCGUCGCCGGACAUCAUCCGCCAGCUGCCCGCGGCCGCGAAGCAGUUCCAGGCCGUCGACAAGAGCUGGCGGUCCAUCAUGAAGUCGACGGCCGACGACCCCAUCGCCAUCAAGGCCUGCUGCGUCAAGGACCGCAAGGAGACCUUCAUUUCCCAUAAUGCGACGCUCGACAAGAUCCAGAAGUCGCUCGAGGACGACCUCGAGAAGCUCCAGCGCAAGAAGAUCGUGGCUCUGGUGACGACGGACCUCCACGCGCGGGACAUCGUCGAGGAGCUCCGCGACAAGGGCGUUCGAGAUGUGGGCGACUUCACGUGGAUGCAGCAGCUCCGAUACUACUGGGAGCACGUCGUCGACACGGAGGACUGCCUCAUCCGCCACAGCGACGCGGUGAUCAACUACGGCUACGAGUACAUGGGCGCGACGAGCCGCCUCGUGAUCACGCCGCUCACGGACCGCUGCUGGCUCACGCUCACGGGCUCCUACGGCCUGAAGCUGGGCGCCGCGCCCGCGGGGCCCGCGGGCACGGGCAAGACGGAGUCGUCGAAGGACCUCGCCAAGGCCAUGGCCAUCCAGUGCGUCGUCUUCAACUGCUCGGACCAGAUCGACUACAAGAUGAUGGGCAAGCUCUUCCGGGGGUUGGCCCAGUCCGGGUCCUGGACCUGUUUGGACGAGUUCAACCGCAUCGACAUCGAAGUGUUAUCCGUCAUCGCGCAGCAGCUCCUCGUGCUCCGCGAGGGCCGCAUCGCGGGCAAGAGCUCCAUCAACUUCAUGGGCGUGGAGAUCAAAUUGCUGGACCACCACGUCAUCAUCACGAUGAACCCGGGCUACGCGGGCCGCACGGAGCUGCCGGACAAUCUGCAGGUCUGCUUCCGGCCCGUGUCGAUGAUGGUCCCGAACUACGCGUUGAUCGCGGAGAUCAUGCUCUUCGCCGAGGGCUUCGGGGACGCGAAGACGCUGUCGCGGAAGAUGUGCAAGCUCUACAUUCUGUGCAGCGAGCAGCUGAGCCAGCAGCCCCACUACGACUACGGCCUCCGCGCCGUCAAGUCCGUCCUGGUGAUGGCCGGCGGCCUGAAGCGCGACAACCCGGACAUCAGCGAGGACCUCGUGCUCAUCCGCGCUUUGAGAGAUUCGAAUCUGCCGAAGUUCCUCGCGGACGACAUCCCCCUCUUCUUCGCGAUCAUCGCGGACCUGUUCCCCGGCGUCGUCGUGCCGGACAACGACUACGGCGAGUUCCAGGUCACGCUCGAGGACGAGAUCACCAAGGCGGGCCUCCAGAACAUCCCGGGCUUCCACAAGAAGGUCAUCCAGAUGUUCGACAUCUUCAACAUCCGCUUCGGCGCGACGAUCGUCGGCCCGACGGGUGCGGGCAAGUCGACGUGCUACCGCAUCCUCGCGGCGACCAUGGGCAGCCUCUUCCGCGCGGGGUCGUCGAACACGCAGUACCAGGAGGUGCGCUUCGAGAUUCUGAACCCCAAGUGCAUCACCAUGGGCGAGCUCUACGGCGAGGUCAACAUGGUCACGCAGGAGUGGCGCGACGGCCUCGCGUCGACGAUCAUGCGCCGCGCGGUCGGCGAGGAGAGCGCCGUGCGCAAGUGGACGGUCUUCGACGGGCCCAUCGACGCGCUGUGGAUCGAGAACAUGAACACGGUGCUCGACGACAACAUGACGCUGUGCCUCGCGAACGGCGAGCGCAUCAAGCUGAAGAUCGAGAUGAAGAUGCUCUUCGAAGUCAUGGACCUCGCCGUGGCGUCCCCGGCGACGGUGUCGCGCAUCGGCGUCGUCUUCAUGACGCCGUCGGACCUGGGCUGGUUCCCCUACGUGCAGUCGUGGGCCGCGGACCUGCCGGAUCAGGUGCCCGACCACGCGCGCGCGCACCUCCUCAAGCUCUACGACGCCUACUUCCAGAAGGCGCUCACCUUCCAGCGCAAGAAGUGCAAGGAGCCCGUGGGCUGCGUCGACAUCCAGCUCGCGACGUCCUGCGCGGUCAUCUUCCAGAGCCUCUUCUGCGGCUCCGAGUCCAAGGUCGACUUCGAGUCCUACGCGAAGACGCCGGAAUUGUUAUUACGGCUCGUGGAGAAGCUCUGGUUCUUCUCCUUCGUCUGGUCCGUCGGCGGCUCCAUCGCGUCCGAGGGCCACGACGGCUUCGACUACUUCGCGCGCGACAUGCUCGACCAGGGCGGCGUGAAUUUAGAUUUGCCGGGCGCGGGCCUGUCCUACGACUACUUCGUCCAGGUCGCGGACCAGCCGGGGGGCAAGUUCCUGCCCUGGAAGCAGGUCGUGCCGUCCUUCAAGUUCCAGCGGGACCUGCCCUACACGGCGAUCGUCGUGCCCACGGAGGACAGCACGCGGUUCUCCUUCCUCAUGCGCACGCUCGUGACGGCGAUGAAGCCCGUCUUCAUGACGGGCGUCACGGGCACGGGCAAGACCGUCAUGGUCCAGAGCCUGCUGCGGUCCCUGGAGCCGCUCCAGGACGAGGGCGGUUUAGGAGUGGUCCCGACGUUCCUCAACUUUUCCGCGCAGACGUCGUCGCUCGUGACGCAGUCGGCCAUCGAGUCGAAGCUCGAGAAGAAGCGCAAGAAUUUGUUGGGCGCGCCGGCGGGGAAGACGUGCAUCAUCUUCGUCGACGACAUCAACAUGCCGCUCGUGGAGUCGUACGGCGCGCAGCCGCCGGUGGAGCUGCUGCGCCAGUUCCUGGACUUCAAGGGGUUCUACGACCGCGAGAAGCUCUUCUGGAAGGACAUCACGGACACGAUGCUCUUCACGGGCGCCGCGCCGCCGGGCGGCGGCCGCGCGGAGGUGACGCCGCGGUUCACGCGCCACUUCAACGUGCUCUGCGUGCCGCCCGCGUCCGACGCGGCCAAGACCGUCAUCUUCGAGUCGAUCUUUGGGGGUUUCAUGACGACCUUUGAAAAAGAUCUACAAAAAAUGGUCAAGGGCGUCGUCUCGGCGACCAUCGAGGUCUACAACAGCAUCUCCGUGGAGCUGCUGCCGACGCCGGCGAAGUUCCACUACUCGUUCAACCUGCGAGACAUCUCCAAGGUCUUCCAGGGUUUGUUGAUGGUGGCGCCCUCGAAGGUCAAGGACGGGGAGACGUUGUCGAAGCUCUGGCUCCACGAGUCGCAGCGCGUCUUCUACGAUCGUUUGAUCAACGUCGCGGACCAGGAGUGGUUCGAGAAGCUGGCGUGCGAGCUGCAGACGCGGCACCUGGGCCAGAUGCCGCAGACGCCGGAGCAGGUCUUCGGGGAGAACUCGGUGAUCUUCGCGGACUUCCUGAAGCCGGGCGUCGAGCUCGCGACGCGGCGCUACGAGCUCGGCAACCUCGAGCUCAUCACGCGGCUUUUAGGCGACACGCUCGACGAGUACAACAUCACGUUCCCGACGCAGAUGAACUUGGUGUUCUUCAGCGACGCCGUGCGCCACGUCUGCCGCAUGUCUCGUAUUUUGCGCCAGCCCCGGGGCAACGCCAUGCUCGUGGGCGUCGGCGGCAGCGGCAAGCAGUCGACGACGCGCAUGGCGGCGUUCGUCGCGGAGAUGCCGUGCCUCCAGAUCGAGAUCUCCCGGGGCUACGGCCUCAAGGACUUCCGCGAGGACGUGAAGAAGUUCAUGAUCACGACGGGCGUCGAGGGCACGUCCAUCGUCUUCCUCUUCACGGACACGCAGGUCGUCGAGGAGUCCAUGCUCGAGGACAUCAACUCGAUCCUCAACUCGGGCGAGAUCCCGAACCUCUUCCCCCAGGACGAGCUCGACAAGAUCUGCUCCGACAUGAUCCCCGUCUGCGACGCGCUGGGCGUGCCGGCUUCCCGGGACAACUGCAUCGCGACGUUCAUCACGCGCGUCUGGGACAAGCUCCACAUCGUGCUCUGCAUGUCGCCCGUCGGCGACGCGCUCCGCGUGCGGUGCCGCCAGUUCCCGUCGCUCAUCAACUGCACGACCAUCGACUGGUUUCUGGGGUGGCCCGAGACGGCCCUCGUGGCCGUCGCGGAGCACUUUCUGGCGUCCGUGAAGCUCGGCAGCGGCUCCGACGAGCUGGAGCUGGAGCACCGGUCGGCGAUCGUCCGCAUCUGCGUGCUCGUGCACACGUCGAUCACGGAGGCCGGCGACCGCUUCUUCAACGAGCUGCGGCGGCGCACCUACACGACGCCCAAGUCCUACCUGGACCUCAUCUCCAUGUACGCGUCGAAGCUCGGCGAGCUCCAGAGCAUCGUCGACGUGAAGAUCGAGCAGAUGACCGUGGGCACGGAGAAGCUCCGCGACACGAACGCGAUCGUCGACGGCCUCCGCGGCGAGCUCAAGGAGCUGGCCCCGGUCCUGGAGAAGAAGGCCGUCGACGCCGAGGCCAUGCUCAAGCAGGUGGCCAUCGACCAGGCCGAGGCCGACGUCGUCCGCGAGAAGGUCGCCGCGGAGGAGGCGGAGCUCUCGAAGCAGAGCGAGGCCGUGUCGAAGAUCGCGGCCGAGGCCCAGGCCGAGCUCGACGUCGCCAUGCCCGCGCUCCAGGCCGCCGUCAAGGCCCUCGAUUCCCUCACGAAGAACGACAUCGUCGAGGUCAAGGCCUUCAAGAGCCCGCCGCUCGCCGUGAAGGUCACGAUGGAGGGCAUCUGCAUCAUGCUCGAGCGCAAGCCCGACUGGGACGAGGCGAAGAAGGUGCUCGGCGACUCGCAAUUUUUGGACAAGUUGAAGACCUACGACAAGGACAACAUGAAGGAGGCCGUCAUCAAGAAGAUCCAGAAGUACAUCGUCGAGCCGAACAUGCAGAUCGAGGUCGUCACGAAGGUCAGCUCCGCGGCCAAGGGCCUGUGCAUGUGGAUCCACGCCAUGAACGUCUACCACAAGGUCGCCAAGGAGGUCGGCCCGAAGCGCGAGAAGGUGCAGAAGCUCACGGACCAGCUCAACGCGGCGAACGCGUCGCUCAAGGAGAAGCAGGACGCGCUCCAGGCCGUCAUGGACAAGGUCCAGGCCCUCCAGGAGCAGUGCGACGCCACGGUCGCCGAGAAGACGAAGCUCAUGGAGGCCCAGGCCCAGACGGCCCUCCGCCUCCAGAACGCGGAGAAGCUCACGAGCGGCCUGAGCUCCGAGGGCGUCCGCUGGAAGGAGAACCUCGUGAACUUCAACGCGCAGCGCGUCGAGCUCAUCGGCGACACGCUGCUCUCCUGCGCGGCCAUUUCAUAUUAUGGCCCCUUCACGGGCGUCUACCGCGAGGCGCUCGUGGAGUCGUGGCUCGGCACGUCGACGGACCUCGGCCUGCCCUGCUCGAAGACGCCGAGUUUGCUCAACACCGUCGGCGACCCCGUGAAGGUCCGCGAGUGGCAAACCCAACUAUUACCGACGGACGAGGUGUCGACGAACAACGCGAUCCUGGUGACGGAGGGCAAACGGUGGCCGCUGAUGAUCGACCCCCAGGCCCAGGCGAACAAGUGGAUCCGGAAGAUGAUGGAGCGGAGCGACCUGCUGACGACGACGAUGACGGACAUUAAUCUUUUGCGCGUUUUAGAAAACGCGAUCCGCAACGGCAAGCCGCUCCUCAUCGAGGACGUCCACGAGCAGAUCGAGCCCGCCCUCGAGCCCGUGCUCGCCAAGGCGACCUUCAACCAGGGGAACCGGAUCCUGAUUCGUUUAGGAGACAGCAACGUCGACUACGACCCGGCGUUCAAGCUGUUCAUGACGUCGAAGCUGCCGAACCCGCACUACCUGCCCGAGGUCUGCAUCAAGACGACGAUCAUCAAUUUUACGGUGACCAUGGAGGGCCUCGAGGACCAGCUCCUCGGCGACGUCGUCAAAGCGGAAAGGCCCGAGGUCGAGCGGAAGAACGUGCAGCUCCUGCUGCAGAUGUCCGCGGACAAGAAGAAGCUCGCGGAGAUCGAGGCGGAGAUCCUGCGGCGGCUCAGCGAGGCCAAGGGCAACAUUUUAGACGACGAGGAGCUCAUCAACACGCUCGCGGACUCGAAGAAGUUCUCGACGAUGAUCAACGAGCGUUUGGAGGCCGCGGAGGUCACGAAGCAGGAGAUCAACGAGGCGCGCGAGGCCUACCGGACCGUCGCGACGCGCGGGUCCAUCAUCUACUUCGUCAUCAGCGACCUGGGCACCAUCGACCCCAUGUACCAGUACAGCCUCCAGUACUACCAGGUCAUCUUCAACAAGUGUCUCCAGGACGCGGAGGCCUCCAAGGACCAGGAGAAGCGCCUGGGCAUCCUCAUCGAGUACUCGACGGUCGUCAUCUACGACAACAUCUGCCGGGGCCUCUUCGAGAAGGACAAGGUUCUGUAUUCCGCGCUCCUCGCGUUCUCGAUUUUGCGCCACGCGUCGAAGAUCCCGGGCGACGAGUGGAAUUUGUUCAUCCGCGGCCCGGGCGUGCCCGACCGCGCGUCUCAGCCCAAGAACCCGAACCCGAAGGCGCUCCCGGAGGCGACGUGGGAUUUGGUCUGCGGCAUGGAGUUCCUGCUCGCGCGCGACGCGGGCUUGGACGAGAACGGCGACGAGGUCCCGGCGAAGGCGUCGCCCUACGCGGGGCUCACGGCGUCGCUUUCCAAAAAUUGGGACGCCUGGGAGGCGUGGCUCGGCGCCGUGGACCCGUCGGCCGCGCCGCUGCCCGACCCCUUCGAGGCGAGCGUGACCAAGUUCUCGAAGCUCAUCAUCGUCAAGGCGCUCCGCGACGAGUUCACGCUCCAGGCCGUGAACAACUUCGUGCGCUACGCCUUCGGCGACGACCUCGCGGACGCGCCGAGCGGGAAGAUGGACGAGAUCUACGACGACCUCGACAACGCGACGCCCUGCAUCUUCAUCCUGUCCAAGGGCACGGACCCGACGGGCAUGCUCUUCAAGCUCGCCAAGCAGAAGAACUACAGCGACCGCCUCCAGCUCGUGUCCCUCGGCCAGGGCCAGGGCCCCGCGGCGGCGGCGCUCGUGGACCGCGGCACGCGGAGCGGCGACUGGGUGCUGCUGCAGAACUGCAUGCUCGCGAAGUCGUGGAUGCACGAUUUAGAAUUAAUGGUCUUCGAGCUCGGCGAGCACCGCGAGAAGAACCACCCGGACUUUCGGCUCUUCCUCACGUCGAGCCCCGCGCCCUACUUCCCCGUGUCCGUGCUCCAGAACGGCGUCAAGAUGACGAACGAGCCCCCGAAGGGCAUCCGCGCGAACCUCAUCCGGUCCUACCAGAACCUCGUGAAGCCCGACGAGUGGGAGACGUGCAAGAAGAGCGACGCCUACAAGCGCCUGCUUUCCGGAUUGUGCUUCUUCCACGCGAACGUCCUGGAGCGGCGCAAGUUCGGCCCGCUCGGCUGGAACAUCCGGUACGCGUUCGACGAGUCGGACCUCGAGACGUCCAUGGCCAUCAUGCGGCGGUUUCUCGACGAGCAGGAGGUCAUCCCCUGGGACGCGCUGCGCUUCGUCACGGGCCACAUCAACUACGGCGGCCGCGUGACCGACGACUGGGACCGGCGCGCGCUGUUGUGCAUCCUCGGCAUCUACUUCAACGAGCGCGUCAUGGAGCCAAAGGACGGCGGCUACGUCGACUACGCCUUCUCCGCGUCGGGCAUCUACAAGCCGGCGACGACGGGGCCUUUGGAGGAGCACCAGGCCUACUUCGACACGCUGCCGGCCGUGGACCAGCCCGAGAUCUUCGGCAUGCACGAGAACGCAAACAUCACGUUCAACCGCGCGGAGUCGAGCGCGCUCAUGGGCACGAUUUUGGCGCUCCAGCCCCGCGAGAGCAGCGGCGGCGGCGGCAAGUCGAGCGACGACAUCAUCAUCGACCAGAUCGACGACAUCGAGGGCAAGAUGCCCGAGAAUUUGGACGAGGAGGACAAGGGGCCGACGACCUUCGUGCUCCAGCCCAACGGCCUGCUCACGUCGCUCGACACGGUGUUGUUGCAGGAGAUGGUCAAGUUCAACCGCCUCAUGAACCGCAUGCGGUCGUCGCUCCGCGAGCUCCGGCGCGCGAUCGGCGGCUUCGUCAUCAUGUCGUCGGACCUCGACGACAUGUACACGGCCUUCCUCAACAACCAGCUGCCGCCCAUCUGGCGCAAGGUCUCCUUCGAGACGCUCAAGACUUUGGGCUCCUGGGUCAAGGACAACCUCUUCCGCAUCGACUUCAUGCGGUCCUGGCUUUUGGGGGGCCUGCCGACGUCCUUCGCGCUCCCCGUCUUCUUCUUCCCCCAGGGCUUCAUGACGGGCACGCUCCAGACCUACGCGCGCAAGCACAUGGUCGCCAUCGACACGCUCGAGUACGAGUACGAGGUGCUCAAGCUCGACGGCGACCCCGAGGCCGCGCCGGAGGACGGCGUCAUCUGCUCGGGGCUCAACCUCGAGGGCGCGCGCUGGUGCUUCGACACGCACAUGGUCGUCGAGAGCCGCAUCGGCGAGAUGUACACCAUGCUCCCCAUGAUCCACUUCAAGCCCGCGGUCGGCCACACGAUCCCGGACGGCUUCUACGCGUGCCCCGUCUACAAGACGGCGGAGCGGAAGGGCGUGCUCUCGACCACGGGCAUGUCCACGAACUUCGUCGUCGCCGUCGAGCUCCCCUCCUCCGUCGCGCCCGAGCGCUGGGCCAAACACCGGCCACUCGAGAUGGCGGCGCCUUCGUUGUCGGCCCUCGUCGCCGUCGGCGCCCGCGCCCGCGACGCGGCGUCCAACGGCGAUGCGAAAAACGGCACGCCCAUCGCCGACGACGACGUCGAGCGGUACCAGAUCCAGCCGUCGACGCGCCCCGCGGGGCCCGCCGCGGCCGAUGCGCCGGCGCCGCGGCCGACGCGCGGCGGCACGGGCUGCCUGCUCAUGGCGCCGCCGCCGCCGCGGCCGCGGCCGCCGAAGAAGGCCGUGCUCGAGGAGGAGGCCUACGUCGACGAGAUGCGGCGCAUCAUCGACCGCGACUACUUCCCCGGCUUAGCCGAGGGCGACGCGCUGCCGAUGACGCUCGACGCGUUCGCCGCGCGGCACACGUCCGAGGACAACGCGAGCUUCGAGGAGGCCCAGGAGCGGAGCCGGCUGGACCACAUCCGGAAAUACUGGUGGGCCUACGACGAGCGGUCGCUCUUAGAGGCGGGCGUCGAGGUGCCCGAUCCGACGGACCCGGGCCGGCACCUCCUGAGCGACGGCACGCGCCUCUCGGAGGCGCGGCGCCUCCUGGCGGACGCGGCGGCGGCGGCCGCGCCGAAGCGCGGCGACGAGCGGCGGAACGGCCUCGACUUCGCGCCGCACGAGGCGCGGCCCGCGCUCCUGUUCCCGCCGAGGUACGACGCGCCGCGCGAGACGGCGCUCGCGCUGGCCCGGGGCGCCGACAUCCGCGGCGGCAUCCAGCGCGCGAACACGCGCUUCGCGCCGCCGGCGCCGGCGCGGCCGCGGUCGCGGUCCGCGUCGUCGUCGGAAACGGGCGCGUGGCCGGACCUCGGCGACGUCGCCUCCGACAGCGACGGCGACUCGUCGGCCUACCCGAGCGCCUACGACGGCGGCCACGACCGGCUCGUGCCCAUGACGCCGCGCAUCCACCCGGGCGGGGAGCCGGGCGGCGCGUCGCCCCUCGUGACCUGGGGGACGAUGGCCGCGACCCCGCUGCCGCUCGACGACGGCGGCCUCCUGAGCCAGCCGGCGAACCGCCGCGAGGCCCUCGGCCGGUCUUUGGACGCGCGCGCGAAGCGCCGCCAGGUCCCGCCGCCGUCGCCGCUGCGCGCCGCGCUCGACGCGUCGAAGCGGCGGCGGACCGGGUAUUCCAGUGUCAUCGGCGACGACUACACGACCAAGUUCCUGCUCAAGGCCAAGGUCGCGCCGAAGGCGAUCCCGCUGUCGUUCACGAUCGAGAACGAGGUCAAGGACAGCGUCGACGGCAAGCUCACGGCCAAGUACGUCGAGCCGACGACGGGCGUCAGCUUCGACAAGCUCACGCUCAAGGGCAAGACCUACGGCGUCGAGGCGUCGAAGACCGUGUCGGGCAUCAAGUUCAAGGGCAAGGUCAACCCGGCGGACGCGUCGUCCGCGGCGCUCACGGCGGAGCUCAAGAGCGACAAGAACACGGUCAUCGCGUCCGUGGACAAGAAGAAGCUCGCGGGCUCCGGCACCGUCGCGCCCUUCAAGGUCGGCGUCUUCGGCGGAGGCUUCGAGUACCCCGUCUCCGGCGGCGCGCUGUCCUUCUCCCUCGGCGGCUCGGCGACGGUGUCCGGCGUCUUCGCGUCCUGCGUCUACACGCCGAAGAAGGUCUUCAACUUUGGCAUGAUGUUCUCGCCCAUGCCCAAGCUCACGGUCGCGGCGACGGGCGACUCGACGGGCGCCGACAGCGCGACGGUGGGCCUCAAGCACAGCGGCCUCGGCGCCUUCACCCUCGGCCUCAAGACGUCGGCCAAGGCCCUGAGCGCCGUGAUCGUCAAGAAGGUCGGCAAGGACGCGACGGCCGUCUUCGGCGCGACGGCCAAGUACGCCGACAUGAAGCCCGCCUUCGGCUUCCAGCUCACGAUCGGCUAG